Messenger RNA from Symbiodinium pilosum, 2553 nucleotides. NCBI's taxonomy places the organism in Eukaryota, Dinophyceae, Suessiales, Symbiodiniaceae. The record is from the annotation of a GenBank genome assembly.
AUGCGGACCACACCACAAGUCUCUUUGUCAGGCAAGCCCUUGCAAAAGAAGUCGCAGCUCUUCACACGAGAUCAGACCGUUGCCAUCGUACUGAACCUCAAUGCCAGCAGCGAGCUUGCGAACACGAUGAGCCUGUUCAGAGAUGGUGUGCGUGUCUCGGAGCCGCAGCCGCUACCAGAAUCGAUGCGGAACAAGACUCUCUUUCCGCACAUCUGCUAUCGCAACGUCUCCCUGCAAGUCAACAUGGGCCCCGACCUCUUGAAGCCACUCCCGUUUGAGUGCCGCAUGCUUCAAGAUGCUGCGACAGCGGACAUGGCAGAGGCCAAGGAUCCUGGCAAGAGCGGCCGCUGCGAGGUAAUUGUUCCGGUUGCCGUUCCUGAUGAAGGCACCUUUGACUGGUUGGAUGACUUCCUCACGAAGAAUCCGAGCUACGUGGAGCUCAGCGACCGCAAGAUCCAAGACUGGGCAGCCAGCAGUGGCCUUCCUCGACCUCGCAUCAUGGGCGGAGCCUGUGCUGAUAAGCCCAGCUUCAGCUACAACCUUCCGAGCAUGGAAGAUGGUAGCGUUCAGCGUGUAAUCAAGGCCAUGGCGCCCAUGGUCCCGCGGAAUUAUGUGGUCAUGGAGGUCAAGUCCAACCUGGUCAAAGAGGAGCGCCAAGAGCUCCUUCAGCGCUUCAGCAGCCCUCACUUCAAGAAGACGGCCCUGGUGGUCAUGGGCGAACCCAGCGAGGAGUUCAAGCAGCGAACCUGGAACCGACUUCUGGCAGAGAAGCAGGCCAAGGUGGACGCCGAGUGGAAGGUGAAGAAGGCUGCUGCACAGCGCCAACGGGAAUUGCAGGAGCUGCGGAAGAAGGCUGAAGAGCAGCGCAAGAAGAAGCUCGAUGAAGCCAAAAAGAAGGAGGAAGAGGCAAAGAAAGGGGACGGUGACUCUGCCAUGGAGGAUGUCAAGGACGAGGUCAAGGAGGAGAAGGACAUCAAGGAGGAGGAAGAGAAGGAAGAUGACGGGCUCGGCGAUGAGCCCCCACAGGCGGAGCUCACGGACGAGGAGAAGAAGAAGUAUUUCCGCAACAGGCAAGGGCUUCCAGACCUUGCUCCGACCACGCUGCGGAAGUUCCUCCAGCAGUUCAGCCUUCCAGAGAAGUCGGAGGGCUGGGAUGAGAUCAAGUAUGCGUGGGACCAGGCACAUUCUAGCAGAGACUAUCUGCGAAAAUGGGUUGUGGAGGCCAAGCGCACAACUCUCAUUGAAGAUCCACAGCCUUCCCAGACCUUUACCACCAAGUUCAUGGCCUGGCAGAAGCAGCAUCUGGACUUCCAGCAGAAGCAGAACCUUUGGAAGGCCAAGCCGAAGAAGGAGGAGGAUGCUGCAUCCAUCGCUGCCAGAGCAAAUAUCGACAUCUUUGCCGUUGAGGAUGUGAAUGACAUCAACGAUGGCGAGCCGCUCUACGCCCACUUCGAGCCCGUGGACUGGGCUCUGCUACAACUUCGAUACGAGCUGCAUUUGCUGCAAGAGUCAUUCAAGAGGGAUGUGGAGGACGAGGACCGGAAGCUUAUCCCGGAGCCCCAUCUCUCGUACUACUACAGCAAGUACUUCCGCAAGCAGCUGAGCCCUGGAGUCUUCGGCCAGAAGAACAACACGGAGUUGAUUAGCCACAUCAAGGACGUGGUCACCAUCAGCGGAGACCCGCCUCUGCUACUCUCGCAGCUCAGUGAGGACGUGGAGGCCUUGGCAAUAUUGGGCCAAUGGUUCACAGAGGAGGCCCGGAGGGAUCGCAAGCGCCGGCAAGAGGCACCGAGGGCGCCGCUGCAGAUGGGCAAGGGCUGGCAGAGCGAUGGCGGAAAAGGAGGUUGGCAGGGAGGAGACGGUGGAAAGGGCUGGCAGGGCGGCUGGAACAGGUGUGACCAACAGACUGCUUUGCUACAGGCUUGGAUAGAUGUUGGAUACAAAGCUAGUGAUGAAUAUGAUGGCAGGAUUUGGAAUGUGAAUCCCCAGAUGUGGUUGUCCGCAAUCAGUGUUCGAGGCUUGCGCAGCAUGCCUAUCUGGGGCAAAGAGACCUGGAAGGACUUGCCUAUCUGUUCCCACCUGGAAGAACACUUCUCCGUAAUUCAGGAGGAGUCCGCGCGGGCUUUAGCGAAUGAAGCCGAAUCUGGCUUCGAGGAUGCUUACAGGUUCCUCUAUGAGAAGGGCGAGUGGAAUCGCGUGCUGCUUUAUCACAAGCGCCAGUUCACUCCAGAAUGUGAGCGCGUCUUCCCCAAGACAUGUGCGCUGCUGAGGCAGUGGCUUCCUUCCAAACCUGGGCUUCCAUGGACCUCCGACCAGAAUGAACAGGUGAUGGUGAUCAAGAUGAAGCCGGGCACAGACGUGGAAACGCACAGUGGUCCGGCCAACAACAUUCUGAACAUCCACCUUGGUAUCUCAGGACUAGAGGGCGCUGAGCUCAAGGUUGCCAACAGGAGUUACCACUGGGAAGAGGGCAAGGUCAUUGCCUGGGAUGGCAGCCUCCCUCUCAGCCCUGUUUUGCGAGUUGCUACGAGAAUGGGGCAUCGUGCUCCAUAA